Podarcis muralis (Common wall lizard) is the source of this 8146-nucleotide messenger RNA. It is a transcript of the gene GOLGA3, whose product is annotated as golgin A3. The record is from RefSeq and is a predicted model, not a curated record. NCBI's taxonomy places the organism in Eukaryota, Metazoa, Chordata, Lepidosauria, Squamata, Lacertidae.
GCCUGAAGGGGAGAUAAUCUAGCCCCGCGCCGACGGUUCUCGGUCCAACAACCCGGGCGGUUGUUUCCGGGGGGACGGGAAAAAACGUCGCGCCGCUUUGGCUGGGCUGGAGAUGCUGUAGCAGCGCCACGUCUCGGGCAGGAGGGAGGGAGAGAAAACAUGGGAGUCCCGCUCGGGCAGGCUGCUGUAAUGAUCUCGUGGAAAUCCUGAGCUGCCUGCUGACCGGACUUGGACUGAGUUGAGUUGCCUGCUGUAAAACUACAGAUGAGAAGCUUGGUAUUGUGUCCUCUUGCGCAGCCUCCUUGCUGGCAGUUCUUCUGAUGGAUAGAACCAGGACUCGGCAGCUCUCUUGAAAAGCGAGUUUUGUUCAGCUGGGGAAAUAUUUCCCCUGCAUCUUAAUAGCAUCUGCCAUGGACUCUUCGGUGAUCCUGCUGGAGAAGCAAGCCAGCAACGGGGGGCCCUACAGCUCUGAGCAGCCUGUGGAGAUGGAGGCCAAACUGGAGCGGCCAGCAGAAGGAGAUGGCCUUCAUGUGUCUAGUGUAAAUGACAGCAAAGUGCCAGCUGAAGGGGAAUGCCUGGUUCCAAACAGCAGCGAGGUGCCAUGUGCGAAUGGACCAGCAUCUCGCUACCCUGUCUCUUCUGACCCCAACGGCAGCCCACGUGGGGAAGUACCAGCUCCAGGUGUGCCCGGUUUCCAUGACAACCUAAAGCCGUCUCAGGGAGCUAGUGCUGAGGGCAUAGUGCUUAGGAAGGAAGCGUUGCAGUCCCUCAAACUAAGCCUUCCCAUGCAAGAAACCAAAUUGUGUUCAGCCGAUUCUUCUCUCCCUUUAGAGAAGGAAGAACAAAUCAGACUUCAGGCAAGAAGGCGCCUUGAAGAACAGCUCAAACAGUAUCGUGUAAAAAGGCACCAGGAGAGACAGUCUACAGCUAAAAGCCGCCCCUCCAGUACCCUCGAUCCUGAGCUGAUGUUUCAUCCAGAGACUUUGCCGAGGGCCAGCACUGUGUCUAUGACAAAAGAAUACUCAUUCUUGCGAACCAGCGUCCCGCGGGGACCAAAACUGGGAAGCCUGGGGCUUCCGACACAAUCAAAAGAAAGGAAAAGUUCUAAAUCUAACAGGUCAAGUAGAAUCCGGUCUCUGGCAGACUAUAGAACUGAAGAUGCAGAAGGGCAUGUUCCGCUUGAUUCACCAAGUGGCUCCCUGAAGCAGAAUCGAAGCAGCCUGACGUCUGUUGUGUCUGAGAUUAGGCUAACCCCUGAUCCAGAUGACCGGCUGGAGAAUUCCUCCCUGGCCGGAGAUAGCAUCUCUGAUAUUGACGGAAGUGAAGUAGGAUUGAGGCUGGACGGCAACGAGAGCGACAGUUCUACGUACAGUAGUUUAUCGGGAAGGGGGCCCUAUGGCGCUUUGCUCAAUUCCGAAAGCAGGCAGGGCACUUCGCUGACUGUAAAUGGCCAGGAGGUCCCUUUGGAUGCAGUUGGACAGUUUCCUUCCAUCAGGGAAGUGUUGCAGGCUGCUGCUGCGACAGAGCACCAUCCCGACGAUCAGGAAGUCAAUGGGGAAGUGAGAAGCAGGAGGGACAGCAUUUCCAGCAGUAUAUCGAUGGAGAGUUCUAUCGCAGGCACGCAUGACGAAAUGUUGCAGGUCCUCAAAGAGAAGAUGCAUCUCGAAGGGCAGCUUGAAGCACUGUCGUUGGAAGCCAAUGAGGCUCUCAAAGAAAAGACGGAACUGCAAACCCAGCUUGCUGCGUUGAACAUGAAGCUUCAGUCCCAGAUGGAGCACAGUCAGAGCAGCCAGCAGAGGCAAGACUCGCUGAACUCGGAGGUGGCCACUCUGAAGCAGUCUUGUUGGGACCUGGAAAGAGCCAUGGCGGAACUUCAGGCUGCCUUGGAGGCCAAGAACGCCAGCCUGGCUGCCUCCAACAACGACCUGCAGGUGGCAGAAGAGCAGUACCAAAGACUGAUGGGGAAGGUGGAAGACAUGCAGAAAAGUGUCCUCAGCAAGGAUAGCACAGUUCAUGAUCUCCGACAGCAGCUUUCCUCGUUGCAAAGUCAGCUGCAGCAGGUGCAACUGGACCGCACCACGUUGACCAAUAAGCUGAAGUCGUCUCAAACAGAGAUUGCGUCCCUGCAGAAAGUUCGGCACUGGUACCAGCAGCAGCUGGUUGUGGCCCAGGAGGCAAGGGUUAGGCUGCAGAGUGAGAUGGCAAACAUACAGGCUGGUCAAAUGACCCAGGUGGGCAUGUUGGAACAUCUCAAGUUGGAGAACGUAACACUCUCCCAUCAGUUAACAGAGACUCAGCACAGGUCCAUCAAAGAGAAGGAGCGUAUAGCUACGCAGUUGCAAAAUAUUGAGGCUGACAUGUUAGACCAGGAGGCAGCCUUCUUGCAGAUCCAAGAGGCUAAGACCAUGGUGGAAGAGGACUUGCAGAGAAAACUGGAGGAGUUUGAGGAUGAGAAGGAGCAGCUUCAGAAAAUGGCGGAUUCUGCAGCAAUAUUGGAGCAGGAGCUAGAGCAGCUGAAAUUGACGUUGCAUCAACGAGAUCUUCAGGUCGCGGCUUUGCAGCAGGAGCAGCUGGACCUCAUGAAGCAGCUGACUGCCACCCAGGAGACUCUGCAGACCCGAGAGCAGUCACUGGGCGACCUACAGACACGUUACGAUGAGCUGGAGGCCAGGCUGACGGAGUUGCAGGGGGAAGCCACCUCAAAAGACGACGCUAUCCAGUAUUUGCAGAACGAGAAGAUUGUCCUAGAGGUGGCUUUGCAGGUAGCAAGAGCCGGCAAAGAAGGACUCAAGGAAGGAGUCCAACAUUUAGGAGAGAGCACUGAGGCGGCAUCAGAUGUCCUGGAGCAGCUGAGACAAGAAAUAGUUGUAAAGUCAAGCCAGGUAGAAAAUCUCCAGCUUGAGAGUGCCAGUCUCAAGAAGCAAACCCAGAAGGUCAAGGAGCAGUUCCUUCAGCAAAAGGUGAUGGUGGAAGCUUACCGGAGAGAUGCAGUUUCAAAGGACCAGCUGAUCAGUGAACUGAAGUCCACCAAGAAGAGGCUAGACUCUGAAGUGAAAGAGUUAAGACGGGAGCUGCUCCAGCUUCAGGGUGAAAAGAAAUCUGUGGAGGUUGAGAACUCGAGGUUGGGGAAGGAAGUGUCUCGAGUUCAGCAGCAGAUGGAGGAAUUGGAAAGCCAGUUGCAAGCAGUCCAAAGAGAGCGAGACGACAUGGAGAGAGAGUUGCAGACUUUGCAGUUUGACAGAGAACAGAUGUCUGCUCUAGCUGAAAUGAAUGAAGUAUUAAAACGUCAGGUUGACGAAAUGCAGCAGGAAACCAAAAUGGCCUUUACUGAACAGAAGCAAAAAAUGAAACGACUGGGCUCGGAUUUGAGCACAGCACAGAAGGAGAUGAAAGCAAAACACAAAGCUUACGAGAAUGCAGUUGGGAUCCUCAGUCGCCGGCUACAGGAAGCCCUCUCAGCAAAAGAAUCAUCUGAAGCAGAGCUGGCCAAGUUGAAGGCACAAAUCUCUGACAGUGAAAACAGCCAGGCUGGCCUAGAAAGGAUUCAGGCUCUGGAGACAGAACUGGAGGUUCUCAGCCACAGUAAGAUGGUUCUAGAAAAGGAACUGCAAGAAGUGAUCUCGCUCACCAGCCAGGAACUGGAGGAGUACAGAGAGAAAGUCCUUGAACUUGAGGACGAGCUUCAGGAAGCCAGGGGCUUCCGGAGAAAGAUAAAGCGACUGGAAGAGAUGAACAAGAAGCUCUCCCUUGAGCUGGAGCAUGAACGCGGGAAGCUCACUGGCCUUGGCCAGUCCAACGCAGCUCUGCGGGAACACAACCGCAUCCUCGAAGCAGCGCUGGCAAAGAGAGAGGCAGACCUGGUGCAGCUGAAUCUUCAGGUCCAGGCAGUUCUGAAGCGCAAAGAGGAGGAAGACCAGCAAAUGAAGCAACUAAUCCAAGCCUUGAAGACGGCCUUGGAAAAGGAGAAGACAAAAGUCAACAGCCUUAAAGAACAGGUUGCAACAGUCAAAGUUGAGGCAGCGCAUAAUCGCCGUCAUUAUAAAGCAGCUGCCCUUGAACUUGGCGAAGUGAAACGAGAGCUGCAGGCCAAAGAAGUCCUCAUCCGGGCCCUUCAGGCUGAAGUGGACAAACUGCAAGUUGAAGAUGGGAAGCAUUCAGCAGAAGUAUCCCAGUUCCAGGAAGAGCUGGCAGAAGCUCGUUCCCAGCUCCAGCUCCUCCAGAAGCAGCUGGAUGAGCAACUUAGCAAGCAGCCUGCAGAAAACCAAGAGGUUGAAGAUCUCAAGUGGGAAGUGGAGCAGAAGGAGAGAGAAAUCCAAGCUCUGAAGCAGCAGUUGGACUUGACUGAGCAACGCAACCAGAAGGAGUUGGAAGGUGUACAAGCCGUUUUACAGAAUAUCAAGACAGAGUUGGAGAUGGUUCGGGAUGAUUUGUCCUUAACCCAAAAAGAUAAAAUCACGCUUCAGGCAAAAGUGACUGAACUCAAGAAUAGCAUGAAGACUCUACUGCAGCAGAACCAGCAACUGAAGCUGGACUUGAAGCAUGGAAAGAUGAAAAAGAGGAAAACACUGAAGGGAGAGUCAAAUCCUUCAAACCCGGUGACUCCAGUGAAGAUUCCUGACUGCCCGGUCCCAGCAGCUUUGCUGGAAGAGCUGCUGAAACCUUCAGCAGCUGUGAAUAAAGAGCCUUUGAAAAACCUCAACAGCUGCCUCCAGCAACUCAAGCAGGAGAUGGACAGCCUUCAGCGUCAGAUGGAAGAGCAUACGAUAACAGUCCACGAAUCGAUGUCUUCAUGGACCCAGAUAGAAGGGCAACUAACAGACUUUACAUCUAACUUUGUUGCAACUACGACAGGCAACCAGAGCCUCUCCGUUGCAGACCUAAAGGAUAAUAACCUAAGUGCUGGGGAAAAUGAAGAGCCGAUGCAGUGACUUCUUCGCCUGUUGCUUCACUUCACAGCUGUUCGAAGUAUGUGAAACAUGUUCAUCAGCCCUAUUUGAAACCAAGUUUUAGAGAGCUCCAUCUGUUCUUCCUUUUGAGUAGGGGGGGAAAUGUCAGAGGCAAAACAUUUGAGGAUAAUGCUAUAUUAAAAUACAUUUUAAUCUGUCUUGGAGGAAAAAGAAAUGUGAUGUUUGGUCUCCAGUAAGACAUUUUCAUCUGUUCAGAAGUGGUUAAAGUGACUUUUGUUGCAGAGGAAUGUGGGCUUCAUUACGCCACUUCCAACCUUUUCUUUUGGUUAGUAAAAAAAAAGUCAUAUAGAAGGCUGAGGAUUUUGCUGAUAUGCAAAGCUAUGUGAGCAGAAGUGAGCACACUAAGCUCCUUCCCCCGCCCCACCCCCAGACUCAUGUAGGGCAAAGGUUUGAAACAAGGAGUCUUCUCUAUUUGUGGAUUGCAAAAUCAGGGCCAGACACUGAGGUUCUAAAUUGAGCUCUCUGCAUCAGGGCUUCACCCUCCAUAAGUGGAAGGAUGACAGGGGUGGGUGGAGCUGAGGGCAUUUCUCCCCCCCCCCCCCGCCGCCCCCUUGCUCACAUGGUACAUUUUAUAUGAAUUCAGAAUGGCCAAAUAAGACUAAUGACUUGGUCUGCUGUAGACCUGAGAAUAUGAACCAGAACUUUCACACACCAUAGGCUGGUAAUUGAAUCCCUUUUUGUUUGUUUGUUUUGUUUUAGAGACACACCCUUGAUUGAUGGAGACGACCAGUUCUAACCAAUAACUUAUUGGUGGCCAUGAAUCUCAAAACACCAACUCUGAAGUAGUUCCAUUGCAUCAAUUGGGACUACUUCAAAGGAAAUAGAUUGAGGAUUCACAACCAAAGGCCAGUGGAGAGCUUUGAUUUCACUUUGGCAGAUGCAUUUUGCACCUUUUUUUUGUUGUUGUUGUUCCAGUCUUUUGAGGACUCCUCCAGUGCAGGGUGUAUAUAAAUACUUCAACUCUGUUCUUGUCCUGGAGUAUCUGUUUUUAAGUAGACUUACUCUGUAGGUUACAAAUCACCAGGGGUUGGGUUUUAUUUUUGCUUUGUUAAUUUUUUUCGCAUCUUAUAUUUUGGUUGGAAAAUGAGAUAUAUGUAUGUAUGUAUGUAUGUAUGUAUGUAUGUAUUGGGGCCUAAGGAAAGCCAGCCCCUAAAAUACGGAGUUUUAGAAAUUUACUUACUGUAUAUUUCAAACAUGAAUAUACUGCCUGUAAACCCUUGUUUGUUGGCUUUAAUCCCCCCUCUCCUUAUGCAGGGAUCCAGACCCUGCAACCCUUCAGAAGUCAUUAGACUCCCACACCCACCACCCCUAACCAUUGGCCAUGCUGGCUGUGGCUGAUGGGAGUUGGAGUCCAACGUCAUCUGGUCUAAUAACUAGUUAGGAGACUAGUGCUCAUGUAGCUGCCUUUACAGAUAGACCCUGCUGAGCUCUAAUUAGCAGGCUGAAACAACAUGCCUUAGGUUUUCUCUUUUUAUCUACCCCCCCCCCCCACAUUACUGACAACAGAAAGCCACCUUUGCUUGUGUUUUGAAGCACGUUGACUUGGCUUGAUUUACUUUCUGUUUGAAUAUUGCCCCAGGAUGCUUUAGAGAAAAAAUACUGCUAGAGAACGAAUGGAUUGUCAGCAGUCUUGACUGAAAGAUACAGAAAUCUGGGAUGUAACAAUUGCAGAGUCCGGAACUAGAAGUUAAGGUGCAGACAAAGCUGGUUUAAAAAUGAUAGCUACUUGUCUUACCGCCACUGCCACUCUGCCCUGGUCUUCUGCGACAUCACAUUAUGGUGUGCACACCUAGCUACUACCAAAAAUGGUGGCAACCUCUGAUUUCCUGCCAUAUUAAAUGCAGCUCAUCAGUGAUGUUGGUGUGUUUUACUGACUGAUGAUCUUCAGUGGGUGGGCCAGGAGCCACAGCUGAUCAUGCCCCACCCUAAGGUGGGUCACACCAGUGACAACAUUUAGCAGUAGUUGACUUAAGGGGGAGAAACAGGGAAGGCAAAAUGGAAAGCAAGAUAGACACGUAUGGUGGGGUUCUUUUAAGCGUCCCAUGUCACAAGCUGGGGUUAAAGGUGGACCCCAGCUUUGAAAAAUUUUAAGAUUUCUAUAUUAGAUAUUACAGUGGGGAAACAGGGUACUAGAUGCAUGAUUGCCACUUCCAUAGUAUUUAGUUCUGACCUGACUUUCAGGGUAGAUUGAUAGCAAAAACAAAAACUCUGGGGUAAGUGGCUUUGAGGGUCUUGGGCCUCUGCAUCAUUCUCAAACUGCAUACUGUAUUAGACUCGAAUUUAAACAAACUUAUUGAGGGGAAGGAAUGUCUUUGGAUAAGGAUAGUUUUAUUGUGGGUUUCCUUCCAGAUAACAUACAGAGACCAUCUUCCCAUCAGGGACAGAGUAUGGUAUUCCCAUGUUGCUUUUAAGAAAAGAAAAGAAAAACCUCCCUCACCACAACCCUGGCUUCAUAUUGAAGAUUUGAUUUUUCUACGGUUUGCAUCCAAUGUUUAUCAUAUUCAGAGCAGAUGUAUUGAAAUUAAUGGACAUAAAUAACUUAGGUCCAUUAAUUUCAAUGGAUCUACUCCGAUUAUAAUUUAUUGGAAACAUCCCAUAGUCUUUUUUUUAAUACUAUGAACCAUAAUUUUGAAACUGCAGUAAAACAUUUUAAUAUUUGCAUAUAGUAUAUGAAGGAAAGGUACUUUUAAAAUGUAAAUGUUUUUUGUUUCUGUUAAUGUGACAAUGACUAUUUUAUAAGACUAAUCAAACUGUUAUCGAGACGAAACAUUGAAAGCUUUAUUGAUUAACCCGGAUAUGCUAAUAGCUUUUACUAGUAAGUCUAUUUUGCAGAGUAAAUAGUAAUGAGUGAUUUCUUUUUGCUGCUGUUCACAAUCUUGAAGCUUAUGUACUUGCUAACUUAAAGAGGAAAAAAUCUAUAGUAUUUAAACACCAAAGGUAAUACUAUGUAAUGAUUAAUAUAUAUUCAGCUCCCCAAUUUGCACCAGUGGGAUUUUCAUGUUGCUGUUCUACUUAGCACACGGUAUUAUUUACAGGAAUGAUUCUCGUAUUUAUAAAUCUUGACAACUUCUGUUCAUGUGUUAAAUACUAAAUUAGGUAACAUACCUCUUUCAGGCCUUUACCAAUUCCUGACCAGCUCUUUAAAACAGAACCAGAUUGUAUAUUCAUAAAGCAGUAUG